GAGCUGCGCCCCGAAGCAGCUCUUAGCAAGGGCGCCAUAAUGGAUAGGGAAAAAGUACCCCUUCGUUCUCGUAAACGAAGCAAGUUUCGAUUCAUUUAAGCCCAUAAAUCCACGUAUAAGGGUGGUAUCGGGAACAUGGUGAUAUUUGUUUUCGUUGUCGAUACCUCUGCGUCUAUGAACCAGCGAACGUCUAUUGGCACUACGUUGCUUGACGUCGCCAAAAAUGCCGUGGAAACCUUCACAAAGCUUCGGCAACGAGAUCAAGCGAGUAGAACUGAUCGAUAUAUGUUGGUGACGUUGGAGGAGCCGCCAGGAGCAAUAAAGGCUGGUUGGCGAGAAAACCAAGUCACAUUUAUGAAUGAAUUGAGGAAUCUUCAAGCAAAUGGUCUGUCAACUCUAGGAACUGCCUUGAAAGAAGCAUUUGAUCUUUUGAACUUGUACCGUCUCCAUUCAGGGAUUGAUAACUAUGGAAUGGGUCGAAAUCCAUUUUUUGUAGAGCCAGCUAUGGUUGUUUGUAUUACAGAUGGAAGUAAACUUUCUUCUCAAAGUGGUGUUCAGGAAGAGCUUCAUUUGCCUAUGCACACAACUUUACCAGGACAUGAGUUAACUGCAGAGCCAUUUCGUUGGGAUCAGCGGUUGUUCUCAAUCAUACUUCGCAUGGCUGGAACAAGAAGUUCAAUGUUGGGAAAGAUGGGAAUGCAAAAUAUUGAACCUGCCAUUGCUGCUAUGUGUGAUGUUACAGGAGGGCGAUGUUACAAGGUUACUUCAUCAAAGUCCUUAGGACAAGCAUUGGAAUCUCUUGCACAGAAAGUGCAGUGUGGUGUGGUGAUGAACUUUGAGAAGAUUGGAGGAGCCAGUAAUCUUCCUCCUCCACCCCCAGAAGUUUCAAAGAGCAACAUGGCUGAUGCACGGGAGACAGAUUCUCCAACUCCACCCCUACAUAAUCAUGUGAUGAAUAAUGUGGACCUUUCCAAGGAGGACGCAAAAGAGAAGAACUCCCAUGGUAAUGAGGAAAACCAUGUAACUGGAAAAAUGGAUGGGUCAACAGCCAGGAAUCAGCAGGUUGGAAGUAACCAUCUUUCCCCCCCAUCUAUGAACAACUCUUUGCCUGAGGACUCUCCUGGUGCCAUGGGGAUGCCAAGAUCAAUCACAAGCUCCCCUGUUCCACCAAGUGUGCAGUCAACUGCAUGGAUGAGUUGUCGCAGGAUGAUCUAUAUCAAAUCCUCUCCUCCGUCUGGGCAUUGGCCAGUACCAGAAUCUUUCUGGCCUGACCCAUCUAUGCAAACACUGCCUUCAAGAGAUGCCCACCCCAAUGUGUUGUUUUCUUGCAAUAAUUCUGAACCUAUGGUUCUUGAUAACUUGCCAUUUGACAAAUAUGAGUUGGAGCCAUCACCACUCACUCAAUACAUUUUAGAGAGGAAAUCACCAUCGACCUGUUGGAUGACUUUCAUUCAUAACAGUUAUAAGAAAUCAGGUGAAGUGGGACAUCCCUUUGGAUAUCUAAAGGCAAGCAGUAAUCUUCAAACAGUGAAUCUGUUUGUUAUGCCAUACAAUUUUCCAGUGCUGUUUCCUGUAAUAGAUGAACUUGUGAAAGUUCUCAAGAUGAAACCAACUCCAAAAUGGAAGGAAAAGUUUGAAAACUACCUUUCUACAAUGCCUAAUUACUAUGCUGGGCCUCUUCGCAAUGCAUUUCGUCGCAUGGGAAUCCCACCCUCGUUUGUUCCAGAUCACUUGGACUCUUUCCUAAGUUACACAGUGGUGAAUUAUCUCAAGAAAGUCAAACAGCAGAGUAAAAUGGAGACAGAGAGACUGAUUUCUCUUGUUGGCAAAAACCCUGCAAGGGAAACUGUUCCAAGACCACUUUUAAGUGUACGGACACCCCAGCUACCCAAAGCCAAGAAACAAGACUUUCAUGCAUUGUUACACAACAGAAAUUUUUCUACUAGCUCUGAAGAUCACAGAAUAUCAAGUGAGACUGAUAUCAGUAUCCCCAGUGCCUCACUGCAUAACGUUAAACAGAGUGUCAGAACCCAGAGCUACAAGAAUCCAUUUGACAUUUCAAGACAAGAACUUCUAGAUCAAGUAUCACGGAUGAGAAUAAACUUUUUCCACACUGCAGCAACAUCAACCAGACUACAAGAUGAAGAUGCCCGCCACAGUGUUGCAAUUGCAGAAAUGGGAAAUUAUCAAGAAGUACUGAGGCAGAUGAGUCCUUUGCGUGAAGUUGAUCCAGGACAAAACAGGGUGCACAUGUUUGGAAACCCUUUUAAGCUGGCAAAAGAUCAGCGAGUUAUGGUUGAUGAGGCAGAUGUUAAUGAAGCAAUGGCAGGUCCUCCAUCACGUAAAAGGCCUCCUAUAGAUAACAGACCUGGAUCUCCAAGGGACAGAAAGAGACAACAGGAAACACCUCCUGUGAGGUGGCCUAAUAAAGCAACUCAAAAUGGAGGAAAUUCUUUAAUACCCCCUCUGAACAACAAAGUACCUUCUGACAAAAACUUAAUAUCUCAGGAUGGAAAAACGAACAAUGCCUUUUCAGGGAGACAUCAUGGAUUACAUGCAAUAAAACGGAAGCUGAGUGAAGGAAAUGACAGAGAACACAAGUCCCUGAAGUCUUCAAAAGGUUCAAUUAAACCACAACUCGCAAUACUACAACAGCAACACAAUAAAGGAAAGUUUAAUAAGAAACUUCAACCUUCAUCAAAGACUGAUGCAAAUAAUUCUUCCAAGAAUGAUUUUGUCUCCUCAAUUUUAAAGGAAGCUGUGACUUCACAAACUAGAACGUUUUCAGGCCAAGGGCGGCCAGUUAUGAAUUCUAAUGAAGGCAUGCUGGAUAAAAACAAACUUACAAACUCAGAAGUGGCAGAAGUGCUUGCUGAUGAAGUUGUGAAAGAAAGACCUAAGGGCCCAUCUCCAAGGCUGCUUAAAAAGCAACUUGCUCGUGAAGCCUCUGAAGAAAACAGGCUAAUACGAAACCGUAUAUUUAAGGAAAUCAGACGACCAGAGAUAAGUGAUGAAGAUAUCUUUGAUCAUGUUUUAACCUUGAAAGGAUCACUUGAAGUGCAGGGCUCCUUCGUACAAGAAAUUAUUGAAGAGGCAACCCUCUUCAAGAAGAAAUCGUUGAUCGAAAAGCUUUCAUCUCACCUCACCAGCUUAAUAGAGAGAGACUCUCCCAAAUCUGAUGAAAUUGAACUUUCAGAGAAAAAAAGAUAGCACAUGUUUUACAUUGCCAAAUUGGAAGUGUGGAAAACUGCUGUCAAUGUCUCUGGUCAUAUUUUGUGGAUGAAAUUGAUAAAAGCACUUAUUGAGUUGCAUCAACUCAUUUUAUAACUGUAAAUUACUUCUUGCUUAAAGCAACAAUAGUUGUGAUUUCAGUCACAAUUUUCUAGUUCCUCUUUCACAUAAUUCCAGCACCACUUUAGUCAUUUGGGUGAAUAAUUGCAUAAAACUUCCAGUAGCUGCUUUUGUUUCUAAAACAAGUUGAAUUACAAAUUCCUAAAAGUAAAGUGUCACUGUGACAUGACACUAAACCACAUAUUUGUAAGUUGUGUCGUGCUAGUUGUGCAUGCAUCAGUAUGUCUCCCUUUGGAUUUGUACUUCAUGGCUUUUUGAUAACACCAAUUUUUCCUCCUUUUGGUAGAGUCAUUCAUGACCAUAAUGUUAUUACUGUCAGAAAAUAAAGCAAACAAUUUAAUAA
Pocillopora verrucosa is the source of this 3694-nucleotide messenger RNA. Its product is annotated as integrator complex subunit 6. Gene Ontology annotation, biological process: snRNA 3'-end processing. The record is from RefSeq and is a predicted model, not a curated record. Lineage: Eukaryota; Metazoa; Cnidaria; Anthozoa; Scleractinia; Pocilloporidae. Gene Ontology annotation, cellular component: integrator complex.